AUGUGUCCAAAAAAAACAUCACAGGAGCCUAUUGCUAUUGUUGGCAGCUCAUGCCGUUUUGCUGGCGAUGCUACAUCCCCGUCCAAACUAUGGGAGCUCUUAAAGGAACCACGGGACAUUCAGACCAGGAUUCCAGACACACGCUUUAACAUCGACGGCUACUAUCACCAGAACUACGCACACCAUGGUCAUACCAACGUUCAAAAUGCCUAUCUUCUUAAUCAGGACCCUGCUACAUUCGAUGCUGAAUUCUUUGGCAUCAGCGCCAUGGAAACCAAGGCCAUAGACCCACAACAGCGUAUGCUCCUCGAGAUUGUUCACGAGGCUCUAGAAGAUGCCGGAAUGAGCACGGAGGCCUUGCGAGGCAGCGAUACGGCGGUGUUUGUAGGUAUAAUGUGUGCAGAGUACGAAUCUCUCCUCCUGAGGGACCUCAAUACUGUGCCUACGUACUUCGCUUCGGGUGUGUCGCGAGCGAUCCUCUCCAACAGAAUCUCUUAUCUAUUCGACUGGCACGGAGCCUCGAUGACGAUUGAUACGGCAUGCUCGUCGAGCUUGGUAGCAGUGCACCAGGCAGUGCAAGCGCUCCGAUUAGGAGAGUCCAGAAUGGCAGUUGCCUGUGGUGCCAAUCUCAUUCUUGGACCAGAGGCUUUCAUCGUUGAGAGCAAAGUCAAGAUGUUGUCGCCGGACGGCCGAAGCCGAAUGUGGGAUAAGGAUGCAAAUGGCUAUGCGAGAGGUGACGGAAUCGCUGCACUCAUCCUCAAGCCACUAACCCAGGCCCUCAAAGAUGGGGAUGAUGUCCAUUGCCUGAUACGCGAGACAGGAAUAAGUCAGGAUGGCGCUACAAGUGGCAUCACAAUGCCUAGUGCUACGGCUCAGAAAGAACUGAUCCAGAGCACUUUCAGAAAGGCCGGACUGGACCCUUAUUUGGCAGCAGAUCGCCCGCAAUACUUCGAGGCACAUGGGACGGGAACACCAGCAGGAGACCCCAUAGAGAGCGAAGCCAUUCGCAACGCAUUCUUUGGCGAAGGAUCCUCGCCGGCUGGUAGCUAUCCUUUAUAUGUUGGCUCCAUCAAGACCGUGCUUGGCCAUACUGAAGGCACUGCAGGCAUCGCGGGCAUUCUCAAAGCGGCAUUGGCGAUGAAGAACUCGACCAUACCUCCAAACCUGUUGUUUGACGAACUUAGCACUUCGGUUGCACCACACUACAAGGGCUUGGAAAUAUGUCGCGAGGCUAUCCCUUGGCCGGAACCGCCCAAUUCGCAGCCGAGGAGGGCAAGUGUGAACAGCUUUGGUUUCGGAGGCACCAAUGCACAUGCUAUUUUGGAGAGCUAUGAAAGCCCCAGGACCACGUCUGCAGUGACAGAGAGGGAACUGUUAUUUGUGCCUUUUGUAUUUUCUGCGGCCUCGGAAUACAGUCUUCGGGCCAACUUGCGAGAAUAUGCCGCCUACAUUGAACGCCACCCAGCAAUGGCCGUUCACAACAUAUCUUACACCCUGCGUCAGCGUAGGUCUGUCUUUCCCUACCGAGCCGCGUUUCCGGCCAGUUCGGCCGAGUCCCUAAGGGCAAACAUCCUGGCAAAGCUUGGCAAUACAGAAAACCCAGUUGGGAUCAGAACCUCCGCAAAAGGCAGCCAGUCGUCCCGCAUCCUCGGUGUGUUUACCGGCCAGGGUGCCCAGUACGCUCGCAUGGGCGCCGAGCUCCUGGAAAGCUCGCCUCUAGCGCAAGAUAUCAUCAGCAAGCUGGAAGUGUAUUUGGCGAAUCUGCCUGAAGAGGACCGCCCGGACUGGUCGCUUAAAGCCGAACUGCUGCGUGACAGCGAGACAUCCCGUCUUGGUGAAGCGGUGAUAGCCCAGCCGCUUUGCACAGCGUUGCAAAUACUGCUAGUUGAUAUCCUUGCGGAAGCUGGCAUCUCGUUCAGUGCCGUAGUCGGGCACUCCUCUGGAGAGAUUGCCGCAGCUUAUGCGGCCGGUUGGCUAACCGCUCGUGACGCCCUCCUCGUCGCCUACUACCGAGGCUUGCACAGCACAGCCGCCAAGAGCCCAAAUGGUAAUGUCCAGGGAGCCAUGUUGGCCGUCGGUACUUCUGUUGAAGAAAUCUUGGAACUGUGUGAAGACCCAGAGUUCGCCGGCCGCCUUGCUCUGGCAGCGAGCAACUCUUCCUCCAGCGUCACCGUGUCCGGCGAUGUCGAUGCCAUACACGAGCUGCAACUCGUUUUAGACGAUGAAAAGAAGUUCCAUCGCAUGCUCAAGGUGGACAAGGCGUAUCACUCGACGCACAUGGUCCCCUGCGCUGAGCCUUACAUUGUCUCUCUCCGACGCGCAGGGGUGAAGGCGCUGGAACCUACCACCUCUUGCUGUACUUGGUUCUCCAGUGUCUACGGAGGCAGGCCAGUGGUCUCGGAAUUUCUUCUUGGCGAUCGAUAUUGGGCCGAAAACAUGGUCCAACCGGUUUUGUUCUCCGAGGCAAUAACCGCUGCCGUCUCUGCAGGAUCCCGACUGGAUCUGGCACUUGAACUCGGACCUCACUCAACGCUCCAGGGCCCUGCAACCCAAACAAUCCAGGAAGCGAUCCAGAAGCCUCUGCCUUAUCAUGGCAUCCUGGACCGCAAGAAGGGAGCCAUUGAGGCGCUGUCCACCUCGCUGGGCGUUAUGUGGUCGCACCUAGAUGUGUUGUCCGUGAACCUCAACCACUGCCAGUUGUCUCUGUCAGCCCAGAAUCAACCACACAUGUCCCUCAGUCGUGGCCUUCCUACCUACCAAUGGAACCACCAAACCAGGUACUGGCAUGAAUCGAGAAGGUCAAAGAAGAUGCGACUCCACCGAGGGCCGUUCCAUCCGCUGCUCGGCCAUCUUUCGCCUGAUAGCGUAUCGCACCAACUACGCUGGACCAACAUCCUCAAGCCCUCAGAAUUGCCAUGGCUCACGGGACAUCAAGUUCAGAAACAGAUUGUGUUCCCUGCUUCUGGCUACCUAUCUACGGCGUUUGAGGCAGCGAGGGUUCUUGGCGACGGCAGGGGCGCCAUCCGACUGAUCGAAGUCAAUGAGUUUCACAUCCAUCAAGCGGUUUCGUUCGACUCUGAAGACACCAGCGUUGAGAUCUCGAUUGAACUGGCUCAAGUGGCCCAGCCUCGGUCCACGGAAGUCACGGCCAAGUUCUCCUAUUCCGCAGUGUUAGGAUCGCAGGCGACGGACUUCUCACUGGCCGCCACGGGUGACCUAAAGGUGUACCUAGGGGAUGUCUCCUCAACUGUGCUACCAGAGCGUGCUCCUUCGCCACCUUACCUUAUUCCCUGCCAAAAGAGCCGCUUGUACGGCUUCAUGGAGAAUUUGGAGUACGAUUUCGCUGACCACUUUCGCUCACUUGAUUCCCUCGAAAGAAAGUUAGGCAAUGCGACUUGCCGUGCCAAGAGGAUCGUCACGCAUGACAGCAACUCCGUUAUGAUCCAUCCCGUGGAUCUAGACGCUGCGUUUCAGUCGGUGAUACUCGCAUACAGCUAUCCUGGCGACGACGAGAUCCGGACUCUGCAACUCCCGUCUAGUGUGUUCCAGGUGCGAAUUAACCCGGCUUUGUUCGUAACCAAGCCUAGCGAAGGAGAGCAUCUGACUAUUGACUCGACUUGCACUCGAGCAGACCGCGCGAACCCUUCAGGAUUUUCGGGCUCCGUCAAAGUGUACAGGACCGGCUGUGCUCAUGCGGCAAUUCAGCUUGACCGCCUCAGCUUCAAACCAGUAGGGUCAGGUGGGAGCGACCAUCGAAAAAUCUUUCACAAUAUGCAUUUGGUCCCUCGUGUACCAGAUGGUCUUGCCGCUGGCGAAGGUAUUCUUAUCGCCGAGGACGAUGUGCUUCGUUUGAGAACUCUUAGCCGUCUGGGAACGUACUAUCUGCGGAUAUUUAACGAGCAGGUUCCUUUGUCAGCUCCAUUACGGUCCGAGGGACCGUUGAGUUUCUAUCUAGCAUACGCACGCCACAUGAUGCAACUAGUCAAAGCUGGCAAAUACAAGUAUGCGGACCCGGAAUGGUUAAAUGACAGCCUUGAGGAUGUCCAAAAGGAGAUCAAAGAGAGAAAGAUCGAAAACAAUGUCGCCGUCAAGAUGGCAACGCUUGUGGGAGAGACAAUGCCGCGGGUUUUCAAUGGAGAGACCACCAUGCUAGAGCAUCUCCGCAUAUCAGGUCUUUUAGACGAGUACUACGCCAACGGCAUUGGCACUUUGGAGACGGCCGCAUGGUUAGGAGGCGCUGUUCGACAGCUGACUGACCAUAACCCUCACCUCAAGAUACUUGAGGUCGGAGCGGGAACUGGUGGUGCUACGAAGCGCAUACUAGCUGGAGUCGGUAGCAACUUCCACUCGUAUACCUUCAGUGACGUAUCCUCCAGUUUUUUCGAGAACGCUGCCGAUACUUUCGCGCCAUGGAAGGACAAAAUGGUUUUCAAGGUUUGCGAUGUCGAGAAGGACCCUCUGACCCAAGGCUUUGCCGCGGGCGAGUAUGACGUGGUGGUUGCCUCCUUCAUCCUCCAUGCCACGGCCAACCUGGAUAGGACGGUCCGUAACAUUCGUAAGCUCGUAAGGCCGGGGGGCUAUUUGGUGAUUGGAGAAGCCACCGACGACGGUCCCUUCCAGGCCGGCUAUGGCCUCAUCUUCGGGACGCUAUCUGGCUGGUGGCUCGGUGCCGAAGAAGGCCGCAGCUUGUCACCGCUUGCGAGCGCUUCGCAGUGGGAUGCCAUCCUUCGACGGACUGGGUUUUCAGGUCUUGAUACUACCGCGCCGCCGGACUUUUUCAGGGUCUUGGGUGUCGUCCUAGGUAUAAGUCAAGCUGUUGAUGAUCGAGUCGAGUUUAUAAGAGAACCCCUGGCCGGAUCGCUGGGACGGUCCAAGAUUAGCAAGCUGGUCUUAGUCGGUGGAGAGACUGGGCCUGUUGGAAGUUUGGUUGACGAGCUUCUCAGUGUCCUAGGGAAUAUUUCUGAAGACAUCUUCGCCUAUAAAACCCUCGAGCAAAUUGACUUUGCGAUUUGCGACGAAUGCGCCACCGUCCUUGUGCUUUCAGAGCUCGACUAUCCCAUUUUCAACAGCUUGAACCCCGAGAAGUGGCACCAUUUCAGAGAGCUGUUCGUUGGGCAGCGAACGGUUCUCUGGGUCACGACUGGUCGGAAUGACAACGAACCAUACAGCAACAUGGUUGUCGGAUUCGGGCGCACUGCCGCAAAUGAAAAUGAAGACCUGCGUGUCCAAUUCCUAGAUUUCCCAGACUUGAGCAAGGUUGAUGCUCGCACGAUUGCCGAGAGUCUCUACGUUCUCUAUAACACCAACCUUCCAGGCGACGAUAUCCUGUUCACCGCCGAGCCCGAGGUCAUUGUCGAUGAGACGGGCCGCCAGCUAGUUCCAAGACUUCGACAGAUGCCUGUGCUGAAUGACCGCUAUAAUUCUAUCCAGCGCCCCAUCGUUCGCGAUAUUGAUGCAAGUCAUACAGUAUUCGAACUCCGCCAGCAGGAGAGCGGCAGUUACUGUCGACCCCUGUCGAGAUUUGAGCUGGAGCAGCAGACCACAGGCCGUUCCGAUGUGCUCGAGCUGAAGAUUACACACACGAGUCUUUCGGCCGUAAAAACACUUGCCGGUUACCAAUUUGUGGCUCUGGGAGUGGACUCCGCCGAACGCUCCUAUGUUACGUUCACGGCUGCUCCAAAGUCUAGGAUGCAGGUGCGCAGUGAGCUCGCAGUCGGUUGCGACAUGAUUGACUCGAGCCUGCCCUCAGCUGCGCUCGUGGCUUUAUUUCUCGCUGUUUCUGGGACCAAAGCCAUCGUCGAUCCGUUGCUCGGGGGGCAAGGAGUCCUGGUACACAACCCGUCCGAAUACGCUGCCUGCGUGCUCAGCGCUUAUGCCUCCGUCAAGGGAGCCAAUAUCACUUUCACCACCGACUUUGAGGGGCCGCCAGCCUCUACGGCUUCCUGGAUCUGCCUUCCCCCAUUCGUUGCUUCGUCCGAUAUGCAUGAUGUCCUGCCUCGGGAGGUGUCUUGCUUCGUCGACCUGUCCACUGAGACAUCCACUAACGUGCCGAUCAUACUGUCCACCCUGUCACCGUUGACGCGCGUUGAGACUGCAAAUAGCUUGUUUUCGAGAUCCUCUGCUGGCAGCUCCUUUUCUAGUACCUUUCUAAGUGAGACCUUGACGGCUCUGGUUCGGGACGUCAGCCAGAUCGCAUCCAUGAUAAAGAGCCGCUCCUACCCUAUUGAGCCAGUAAAUAUAGGCGAUGUGGCAAGUGGCAUGCGGCCAGAAAAUAUAUUCACUGUUGUCGACUGGGCUGUUGGAGCCCCCUCGCUCCCCAUGCGUGUGGUCAGAUUGGACCCGAAGCCGAUUCUCAAAGACGAUAGAACCUACUGGCUGUGCGGAAUGUCAGGGGGCUUGGGACUGAGUCUUUGCGAUUGGAUGAUCGAAAAUGGUGUGAAAUACCUGGCUCUCACGAGCAGAAACCCCAACAUAGAAGUUGCAUGGCUAGACGCCCACAAAAAGAACAAUGUCACCAUCGAAAUUCUCUCUUGCGACGUAACGAACCAGGAUGCUCUUCGCGCUGUUCACAACCACAUUGUCAAGACAAUGCCUCCCAUCGCCGGUGCUGUCAACGGCGCAAUGGUCUUGAAGGACGUCUCGGUGGGGAACAUGUCGCUCGAGGAUGCAGAGAUUGCGAUCCGCCCCAAGAUACUCGGAAGCAUCCACCUGGACCGCAUUUUUUACGAUGUGAAUCUUGACUUUUUCGUCCUGAUGUCCUCAAUGAGCGGCGUUAUCGGGACGGUAGGUCAGGCAAACUAUGCAGCAGCAAACGCAGGCAUCUGUAGCUUGGCUGCCCAGCGCAGGAAUCGCGGCCUGAACUCCUCGUGCAUCAACGUCGGCAUGAUAAACGGUGUCGGCUAUAUCACGCAAUCCGACCGGAAUCUGGAUGAUGCCAUGGAGCGGCUGGCUGCGGUGCAUUUGUCAGAGACCGACUUCCAUCAAAGUUUCGUCGAAGCCAUCGAGGCUGGUUAUCCAGACUCACCAAACGGGCCUGAGCUCACUCUUGGCCUCAAGGAAAUUUGGAGUGACGCGGUCAAUCUUCCGAAGUGGGCUCCAAACCCAAAAUUCUCUCACUUUGUCGUAAAGAGGGCUGCCGAGGUCGAAGAGCGAUCGGAUCAAGGCAGCGGCGCUCCUCUAUCGGAACAGCUACGAGCUUGCAAGAGCAACGAAGCCGUUAUUGCAGUCGUAAACCAUGCAUUUUGUACUCAACUUCGCCGAAUACUGCAACAGCCUACGCCCGACGAGGAGCUGCUGCAGAAGGAUAGCACGUCUUUGGGACUAGACUCUCUAAUCUCUGUAGAUAUUCGGUCAUGGAUUCUGAAGAAUUUCCAGGUUAACAUCCCGGUGCUUACGAUUAUGAGCAGCGACGUCCAAAUGUCCAGGCUAGCCCAACUUGCAGCAGAGAAUAUCCCAGCUGCAAUGAUUCCUGAAGUCCCUAAUAGUACAACAAUGCCGAAUGACAUUUCCGACCUACUCGACAUGAAAUCUGAUCCAUCGACAGAGCUAGAUAGUACCGCCUCUGGCGACUCUCCACAAUCUUCUGUGACAACCACAGGACGGACCCCGUCGAAGUCAGGAAAUAAGAUGUAG
Molecule: messenger RNA, 7632 nt
Organism: Pochonia chlamydosporia 170
Lineage: Eukaryota; Fungi; Ascomycota; Sordariomycetes; Hypocreales; Clavicipitaceae
Product: hybrid NRPS/PKS enzyme
Exons: 5
Coding region: 1-7632 (2543 amino acids)
Biological process (GO): secondary metabolite biosynthetic process; fatty acid biosynthetic process
Molecular function (GO): fatty acid synthase activity
Source: RefSeq, a predicted model, not a curated record